Messenger RNA from Zingiber officinale, 3412 nucleotides. RefSeq names its product receptor-like kinase TMK4. The record is from RefSeq and is a predicted model, not a curated record. The transcript has 2 exons. Bases 183 to 2912 code for a protein of 909 amino acids. Gene Ontology annotation, molecular function: protein kinase activity; ATP binding; protein binding. Gene Ontology annotation, biological process: protein phosphorylation. Lineage: Eukaryota; Viridiplantae; Streptophyta; Magnoliopsida; Zingiberales; Zingiberaceae.
GCCAACGCAAAACCAACCUCUUUGUUUGGUUCACAAUCCGUUUCGCUCCUUUCUUUGUUCUUCUCUCUCUUCCUCUCUCUCUCGCCACCUUUUUUUCCUCCCUCGUUCCGCUCCUUUUCCACCGUUCUCCACGCAAAACCUAACCCCUUCCGAUCGAGAUCCACAUGCCCCAGUAGCCCACAAUGGCCGGGAGGAACCACUGCGCUCCCUCCGCCGCCGCCUUCUUCCUCCUCUUCCGCUUCCUCUUCUGCUUACUCGCGCUGGAUCUGCUCUGCCAAUGCCGCGGCGCCUCCUCGCCCGACGCCCCGGCCAUGUCCGAGCUGGGGAGGUCCCUGUCGGGGGUUCCUUCCAGCUGGAAGCCCCAGCAAGAUCCCUGCAGUUGGGACGGCGUUACCUGCUCCGGUGGCCGCGUCACCUCCAUCAAUCUCGUCUCCCGCGGCGUCUCCGGGAGCCUCUCUCCUGCACUCGGUGAUCUCACCUCCCUCACGUCCCUUCAGCUGCAGCGCAACAGCAUCUCCGGUCCUCUCCCUCGCCUCAGCAAGCUCUCCUCGCUCCAGAACAUAUUCCUCGACGGCAACGCCUUCGAUUCUAUCCCGGACGGAUUUUUCAGCGGACUCUCCUCCCUCCAGAAGAUAUCCUUUGACGAUCUUCCUCUCGCCCCGUGGAACCUCUCCCAGGACAUCGCUUCUGCUGCUGGACUCGUCGAGUUAUCCGCCUCCAACGCUUCCCUCACGGGGUCGAUUCCCGACUUCCUUGGCUCCCUGUCGAGCCUCGGCAUCCUCCGGCUCUCUUACAACCAGCUCACUGGCAGCCUCCCGAGCUCCUUUGCCGGCUCCGUCCUCGAGCAACUCUUCCUUAACAACCAGCAGUCUCGCGACAAGAUCUCUGGCCGAAUUGACGUCAUUGGGGCAAUGCCCCGGCUCACCAUGGUCUGGCUCCAGUCCAACAGUUUCACGGGGCCGAUACCUGAUCUGUCCAACCUCACGGUCCUUGAAUCCUUCAAUGUCCGUGACAACUCCCUCACCGGCGUUGUGCCGCAGUCUCUAGCUGCCUGCAUUUCGCUUAAAAAUGUGACCCUCUCCAACAACAUGCUGCAGGGCCCUUUCCCACAGUUCGCCAGCAAAUCUGUUGUUGAAGACGUCAACAAGGGAAACAAUUUCUGUAGCUCGGAUGGUAGCCCAUGUGAUACUCGGGUUGCGACACUGUUAGCAGUGGCUGAGGGGUUUGGGUACCCGGCUGUGCUUGCCAAGUCAUGGCAGGGGAAUGAUCCUUGCAGUAGCAACUGGUUGGGUGUCACCUGCGACCUACAGAAAAGCAUCAUCGUGCUCAACUUUGGGAAUCAACAUUUUGGCGGGUACAUAUCUCCUGCCUUUGGCAACUUCACCUCUCUGCGUCAGCUGUUAUUAAGCAACAAUAAUCUCACCGGAACAAUCCCUGACAACUUGGCUCAGAUCCCUACUCUCCAGCAAUUAGAUGUCACUAAUAAUGACCUCAGUGGGAAUGUGCCAAAAUUUCUCAGCUCUGUUAUGCUUAAAACUGAUGGAAAUCCCAAUCUUGGUAAAGACCCUGGCUCAGGAGGUGGAAGCUCUUCUCCAACAAGUGGGACACCUAGUUCUCCAUCUUCUGUCGACAAACCGUCAACCGGGUCGAACAAUGCUACCAUGAUUGUGGGUAUCAUCAUAGCCGUGGUGGUUCUUGUUGCUUGUUCAGUAGUACUCUUAGUGCAUCACCGCAAGAAGAAGAACAAGAAAAAAUUUGGACUUGUCCCAACUAGGACACCACCAAACGAGCCUAUAGUGAUCGACAUGAAUGCGAAUGGUGGAGGAUUGAGUAUGCUGUAUACCCAAAGCAGUACUGAGAGUGCAAAUGCAUACCUUGGUGAACAUCAAAGCUUGCAAAUGUCUAUUCAAGCACUGAAAAAGGCCACAAAUAAUUUCAGUGAGGAUUCUAUAUUGGGCAAGGGUGGUUUUGGAAUCGUGUACAAAGGGGAUCUCGGUGGAACACUAAUUGCUGUGAAGAGGAGUAUAUCUGACUUGAUGGGUCAAAAGGGUCAACAAGAGUUCAAAGCAGAGAUUGAUGUUCUUAGGAAGGUUAGGCAUCGGAACUUGGUUGCACUUCUUGGAUAUUGUGAUGAUAGCCUAGAAAGACUUUUGGUGUAUGAAUUCAUGCCGGGGGGUACACUGGGGCAACACUUGUUUGAAUGGGAGAGUAGAAAUGAACCACCACUUACUUGGAAGCAGCGGCUAGCGAUUUCUUUGGAUGUUGCUAGAGGUAUUGAGUACUUGCACAGCUUGGCCCAAGAGAGUUUCAUUCACAGAGAUUUGAAACCUUCUAACAUACUACUAGACAAAGAUUUGAGGGCCAAAGUUUCUGAUUUUGGGUUGGUAAAGCUUGCAACAGACAACAAAAAGUCCAUGAUCACACGGUUAGCAGGGACUUUUGGAUAUCUUGCACCUGAAUAUGCAACCACCGGAAAAGUCUCCACGAAGGUUGAUGUCUAUGCAUUUGGUGUUAUAUUAAUGGAGAUAAUUACUGGAAGAAAGGUGCUAGAUGAGUCACUCCCUCCUGAUGACAGUCAUCUUGUGUCAUUGUUUCGCAGAGGGUUUAAUCAUGAGAAAAACAAAUUUUUAAAUUCCAUGGCGGACCGAGUCCUUGAACUUGAUGAUGAGGCUUGGAAGAGUCUAAUAGAAGUUGCAGACUUGGCUUGGCACUGCACAGGUCGUGAACCCUACCAGAGGCCUGAUAUGAGUCACGCAGUCAAUAGGCUUGCUCCUCUAGUAGAGGUAUGGCAACCUAGUACAGCCUGUGACGUGGGCAAUGACGAUGACUCGAUUUAUAGUCUGACCGAAAGACUCGAGAGAUGGCAACAUGAUGCCACUGUGACCGGGUCAUUUGGUUAUACUUUCAAAUGAAGUCGAAACAUCAAUUCUGAUUAGAAGCUUCACAAGGGCUUCUUUUGCAACAUCCUGGCAACUAGUGUCUAGUUGUUUUGGGAGCACUUGAGUGGUUUGUAUCAUAAGCAGCUUUACAAUGAUCAAAAGUGGAGGCAAUUGAUACGAGUCGGAGCUGUUAUGCGAGCACCGCAACAUCCAGUCUCAUGUGUGUGAAGUCAUGCUAAACUGCCAUGAACAUUCGACUUGUGGGUUUUCUCCUGAAUCUUGUUAUUUGGAGUUGGACUUAAGUCAUAUAAUUUUCCUCUCUACAUUGUUCUUUAGUUUUCCAGUAUCUGGCUAUUCUGGUUGGUUUCAUAACAUUGCUGUACAUUACACGAUUAUCCGAUCCAGUUCUUGUAUUGGUUCUUGUUGUACUAGAUAGAUUCCCUUUGUUAAUUUUGCAACUAAUAACAUAUCCAGUUCUUUAUUCAAAGUAUAUGCACAUGUAAAUUGUUUUUCUUCUAAGGAGAAAGUUGGGC